UGACGCUGUUGAUGACAGAAUUUGAAGACAUCUGUCUGCUAGAUCACAAAGAUAUAAGAGACAUCGCUUGCACCUUCGACCAAACUCAUCAAAGCUCAAUCGCAUAUCUUUCUUCCAGAUACAAAUCAAAUUCCAUCCAUCUAUAACUUCAUCAUGGCAGCGAGAACAUACGACUCCUCCCGCUGGAUAUCCAAACGCCAAUUCCUGGAUGGCAAACCUUCUACACCAACAGAAGUCUCCAUAAACUACAUUUCCUGUUCCCCUCCCAAGAGAACACAAUCGAAAGGGACUAUCCUCCUCAUCCACGGGUUCCCUCAAACAUCCUACCAGUUCCGCCAUGUAAUUACUCCCUUGGCCGAUGCAGGAUACCUGGUCAUCGCACCCGACUACCGCGGCGCAGGAGAGUCUUCCCGCCCUAGAGACGGCUAUGAUAAAUUCACCAUGGCUGCCGAUCUCCACACCUUGAUAACCUCCCACCUAAACAUCAAGGACAAGAUCCACGUCAUCGGCCACGACAUAGGCGGCAUGGUAGCUCACGCCUUUGCCGCAAAAUUCCCCGAUGCGACAGCAUCAGUGGCUUGGGGAGAAUGCCCACUCCCCGGCACUUCCCUCUACGAUCAAUACGUCAAAGAUUCCGCACACGGAGGACUCUGGCAUUUUGUCUUCCACUGGCAACUCGACGUUCCCGAAAUGCUCACACAAGGAAAAGAACGACAAUAUUUGAAAUCCUUCUAUGAUCGCUUGACUCAACAUCCUUCUGCCAUUUCCGCUACGGAUGUGGAUCAUUAUGCUGAGUUGUUUGCUCAGCCGGGAGCUAUGCGUGCGGGUUUUGAUCUUUAUCGCGCUUUCCAUCAAGAUAGCGAGGAUAAUGCGAACUUGGUAAAGGAGCAGGGGAAGAGUAAGGUUCCUUGUUGUGCGCUUUGGGGUGAGUUGAGCUUUAUGAUUGAAAUUGCGGAAGAGCAGGCGAAGGAUAUGUAUGAAGAGGUCACUUUGGCGAAGGUGGAGGGUGCGGGGCAUUGGUGUGCAGAGGAGAAUCCAGAGAGUUAUGUAAAAGAGGUUUUGAGAUGGGUUGGAAAGCAUUGAGAAGUGCGAGAGAAAGGAUAUAUAUCACUUGUGAUAAGAAGAUCUUCUACAGCCA
This is a messenger RNA of Aureobasidium pullulans EXF-150, 1138 nucleotides long. Its product is annotated as alpha/beta-hydrolase. Gene Ontology annotation, molecular function: hydrolase activity. NCBI's taxonomy places the organism in Eukaryota, Fungi, Ascomycota, Dothideomycetes, Dothideales, Saccotheciaceae. The transcript has a single exon. The record is from RefSeq and is a predicted model, not a curated record. Bases 154 to 1083 code for a protein of 309 amino acids.